UGGCAGCGCGACUCGACCACUCAGCGCUCGCCGAUGUGCGCUUUGCAUCACUGGCAACAGCUAAGAGCUGCCUCAUCCUGGGCACUGGAGCUACCCUGGCCCGACCUACGUGUUCGAGUACUGGUACUUGCGCCGGCAGGGAGGGGAUCCGACGACGACUUGUGCGCACUCGAAGCAAUUGGCGCUGUCCAAGGCUUUCCAAGUGCCAUUACUCGUAGCUGCUUGUUGAGAUGUAGGGCUGCUCGCCGGGACGACAAGUACAUGUACAUUUGCUGGCCAACGAGCACGGGCGGCUUACUUGCAGUGACGCGACUGACAGCUUGGAUGAAUGGAGAGUUUCCAUCCAACAGAACCUAACCUGAACCUUACAUGUGAGUGAGUGCGAGUACGGCACGGCAGUCUUGGUACCUCGCUGCAUCCGGGAUGCAUGUACAUACGUGACUUGUCGCCCGUUGGAC
This is a messenger RNA of Trichoderma harzianum CBS 226.95, 458 nucleotides long. RefSeq lists its product as hypothetical. The transcript has a single exon. The coding region runs from base 34 to 357 and encodes 107 amino acids. NCBI's taxonomy places the organism in Eukaryota, Fungi, Ascomycota, Sordariomycetes, Hypocreales, Hypocreaceae. The record is from RefSeq and is a predicted model, not a curated record.